UCAAACCUCAUUGUUGCUCAGUCCUUCCUAUCAAUGACCCAAGCAAUAGGAACUUCUUGGACUUUCUUUACAUUCGGGGUCAUUUCGGUGGUAGCCUUAAUCUUUGUCCUAGUCUGUGUGCCUGAAACAAAGGGGCUGCCCAUUGAGGAGAUUGAGAAGAUGCUGGAGCAUAGAGCAUUUCACUUCAAGUUCUGGAAGAAAAGAUCUAAUACAUUAAACAUGAACCAAACAGGGUGAACAAAAUAGUAGGAAAUUUAUCUUGAUAAUAGCAAACAUGAAAAAUCAGACCCUGUGUUUAGCAAGAGUGCAUUUAAUUAGAUAUAAGGAAUGACUGUAGCCUUGCACUCUCUUUGAUAGGAACAAACCGCAGAAGUUUAAUCUGUGAGGGUACAUGAUAUAGGGAACGGCUGUAUCCUUGCACUUUCUUAGUAGGAGAUCCAAAUAAGACAUGUUGAAUUCA
Molecule: messenger RNA, 460 nt
Organism: Rubroshorea leprosula
Lineage: Eukaryota; Viridiplantae; Streptophyta; Magnoliopsida; Malvales; Dipterocarpaceae
Source: the annotation of a GenBank genome assembly